AUAAGCCCACUUGUUUUGAUUACUCUUUAGCAUGACAUCUUGCAUAUAAAUCAGUAUAUAUCUUGUAAUCUUAAGUGUGAAUCCAAGCUAUUAUAUAAACCAACACAUUUCUCAUCAAUUUCCACAUCCUAACCUCAAAACACAGCAAAAUAAUAACAGUUAAGACAAUGGCAACUAAUUUGUUUCUUAUGUUGAUAUUGCUCUCUCAUGUUGCAUCAUCUCUCUCAGAGGGAUGCCACCCACAUGACAAAAAAGCCCUUCUCCAAAUCAAAAAAGAACUCAACAACCCAACUCUUCUCUCUUCAUGGAAACCACACACUGAUUGUUGCAACUCUAAUUGGCACGGUGUUAAUUGCAUACCCUCUAACCGCGUUUACUAUCUAACUAUCGAAAUCGACGAUGACCUCGCUUCUUUAUUUCCUCCCUCUAUUGGUAACUUACCAUACUUGGACAGUCUAUUUAUAUAUCAAUUACCAAACCUCACUGGCACAAUCCCUCAGUCCAUAAUCAAACUCACAAACCUCAGAUCCCUCACAAUCAGGGCAACUACCAUAUCAGGUCCAAUACCAAACUUCAUUGCCAAAAUGAAAAGCCUCACUCACUUGGAUCUUUCAGAUAAUCAUCUCUCUGGGACACUUCCUCCAAACCUCUACCAAUUGCCUAAUCUUGAAGCAAUCAUCCUUGAAAACAACAAACUAACAGGUCCAAUCCCCAUCUCAUUGGCAAGAUUGAACUCAUUGGAUGUUGAUUUGUCUCAUAAUAGACUUGAAGGUGAUGCGUCGAUGUUUUUUGGUUUAACUAAACAUACAGAAACGAUAAACCUUUCAUGGAACAUGUUUUCGUUUGACAUGGGAAAGCUAGAGUUGCCUGAGAGCUUAAGACUUUUAGGUGUGAGUCACAAUCGGGUUUAUGGGAAACUCCCCGACGGUGUGAAGAAUUUGCAGUGGUUGAAUGUGAGUUACAAUAGGCUGUGCGGUGAGAUUCCAAAGGUUGGUUAUUUCUCGACUUUCCCAGUGUCUUCGUUCGUUCAUAACAAAUGCUUGUGUGGUUCUCCUCUUCCAAGCUGCAAGUGA
Molecule: messenger RNA, 1073 nt
Organism: Vicia villosa (hairy vetch)
Lineage: Eukaryota; Viridiplantae; Streptophyta; Magnoliopsida; Fabales; Fabaceae
Product: polygalacturonase inhibitor 1-like
Exons: 2
Coding region: 168-1073 (301 amino acids)
Molecular function (GO): protein binding
Source: RefSeq, a predicted model, not a curated record